GUCGAAGCUGAUUUCAUACCGAAUUUCAAAGUGAGUCUGUGACGUCGAUAGAGAAGAAAGGUUGCUAUGGGGUUACUCUAGGUUGCGGUGUUGUAGGUAGUUCUAGGUUCUAUUCAUGAACCUAACCCCGUCGAACCCAGGCGAAGUCGCUCUUCUGGCUGGGUUCGGAAAAAUCCGACUGUUGUGGUUGAAAGAUCCAAUCAGAACCUCAGAUCUGACCGCCUGGUAGCUAAAGACAAGGCAGCAGUAGUGCGUCUCCACGUGUGCCCGCGAGUGUGUGAGAGUGUGUUUGUGGGUGAACGGGUGUGUGUAUGUGUAAAGCAGCAGGCCACCAGGCAGGAUGGCAGAAGCUCACCAGGCUGUGGGCUUUCAGUUCACCGUCUCGCCCGAGGGCAUCGACCUCCAGCUAAGUCAUGAGGCGCUGCGGCAGAUCUACCUCUCUGGCGUCUACUCCUGGAAGAAGAGGUUCGUCCGCUUCAAGAAUGGGGUCCUGACGGGGGUGUAUCCAGGCAGCCCCUCUGGCCUAAUGAUGGUGCUGGCGGGGCAUUUCGGCAGAGCACACUACUUAAAAACAGAUCCAUCACUAGGCCUAUUCAAACUCCUGGAGGACUUCCUCCCAGUCAGCAGGUACCUAUCCCCUGAGACCCAGCAUUGGUUGGGUGGCGCGCUGGUGGGCACAGGGCUGUGGGUGGGCAUCGUGUACGUCAUGAGGGCCGUGCUGAAGGGCCUGCUCUCCUGGCACGGCUGGAUGUACAUGCCACGCGGCAGCGUGCCCCUCAAAGUUCGCCUAUGGAUGAUCCUGGUGCGGAUAUGCUCUGGCCACCGCACUCCUCAGCUCUACAGCUUCCAGACGUCUCUGCCACGGCUGCCUCUGCCCUCUGUCAAGGACACCAUGCAGAGGUAUCUGCAGUCAGUGCGUCCCUUGUUGUCUGAUGAUGAGUAUGAGCGGAUGAAGGGAUUGGCUGAGGAAUUUCAGGACAAUCUUGGGCCACGCCUACAGUGGUACCUGAGGCUCAAGGCCUGGUGGUCCACCAACUAUGUGAGUGACUGGUGGGAGGAGUAUAUCUACCUCAGGGGGCGGGGCCCAAUCAUGGUCAACAGCAACUACUAUGCAAUGGACUUCCUCUAUGUGUUCCCCACUAACCGGCAGGCAGCGAGGGCGGGCAAUUCCAUCCACUCCAUCAUGAUGUACCGCAGGAAAUUAGACAGAGCUCAGAUCAAACCGCUAAUGCUACAAAACACCAUUCCAAUGUGUUCAUCCCAGUAUGAGCGAAUGUUCAACACCAGUCGCGUACCAGGGCCAGACAGAGAUACACUCCAGCACCACAGCAACAGCAAGCAUAUCAUGGUGUACCACAAGGGGCGCUAUUUCAAGGUGUGGAUGUUCUACGACGGGCGUCUGCUGAUGCCCAGGGAGAUCGAGCAGCAGAUGGAGCGCAUCCUGGCCGACGACUCCCCACCCCAGCCUGGAGAGGAGGCGCUGGCCGCACUCACCGCCGGGGACAGGGUGCCAUGGGCAUGUGCUCGGGAGGCCUACUUCAAGCACGGCCUUAACCGCAAGGCAUUGGACUCUGUGGAGAAGGCUGCCUUCUUCGUCACCCUUGACGACACAGAGCAGGCGUACGAUGCAGACAGACCUCUGGACUCGCUCAGUAGCUAUGCCAAGUCCCUUCUUCACGGGAACUGCCACGACAGGUGGUUCGAUAAGACCUUCAACCUGAUCGUCUUCAAGAAUGGAACCAUGGGCCUAAACGCCGAGCACAGCUGGGCCGAUGCUCCCAUCAUCGGACACCUGUGGGAGCAUGUGCUGUCCAAUGACCCGUUCAAGCUGGGCUACACAGAAGAGGGCCACUGCAAAGGCAGCCCGCACCCCAGCAUGCCCGGUCCAAUACGCCUGCAGUGGAGCAUUCCUGCUGAGUGCCAGACCAUGAUCAACAACUCUCUGACGACGGCCAAGGUCCUGGCAGAUGACGUGGACAUUAUCAUCAUUCCAUUCCACGAGUUCGGGAAGGGCCUGAUCAAGAAGUGCAGGACCAGCCCCGAUGCCUUCAUCCAGAUUGCACUCCAACUCGCUCACUUCAGGGAUAAGGGCCGUUUCUGUCUAACGUAUGAGGCGUCCAUGACGCGGCUGUACAGAGAGGGCCGCACGGAGACCGUCCGCUCCUGCACCGUGCAGACCUGCGCCUUCGUCAACGCCAUGAUCAACGACGAGCCCAAGGAGAAGAAGCUCCAGCUGCUGAAGGAGGCGGCGGAGCAGCACCAGCAGAUGUAUCGCCUGGCCAUGACGGGCAAGGGCAUCGACCGCCACCUCUUCUGCCUCUACGUGGUCUCCAAGUACCUGGGGGAGGACUCUGACUUCCUCAAGGAGGUUCUGUCUCAGCCCUGGAGUCUCUCCACCAGCCAGACUCCACUGCAGCAGGUGGAUCUGUUCGACCUGGUCAAGCACCCAGAGUACGUCUCCAGUGGAGGAGGAUUUGGACCGGUAACGGAUAACGGCUAUGGAGUGUCGUACGUGAUCAUUGGAGAAGACCUCAUCAACUUCCACAUCUCCAGCAAACACUCCAGCUCAGAAACCGACUCGCGGCGGUUCGGCGGGAACAUCAAGCAGGCCAUGCUGGACAUACUGGCCCUCUUCAACCUGCAGCCGAAGGCUACUAAAUGAUGCCCCUCACCACUACCACAAUAUCAGCCAUUAAAGCGCCACACCUAUCCUAUUUUAGACUGAGUUUAGAGUGAACAAAAA
Engraulis encrasicolus (European anchovy) is the source of this 2743-nucleotide messenger RNA. RefSeq names its product carnitine O-palmitoyltransferase 1, liver isoform-like. Gene Ontology annotation, biological process: carnitine metabolic process; fatty acid metabolic process. Gene Ontology annotation, molecular function: carnitine O-palmitoyltransferase activity. Bases 341 to 2662 code for a protein of 773 amino acids. Gene Ontology annotation, cellular component: mitochondrion. The record is from RefSeq and is a predicted model, not a curated record. Lineage: Eukaryota; Metazoa; Chordata; Actinopteri; Clupeiformes; Engraulidae. The transcript has 19 exons.